Messenger RNA from Trichobilharzia szidati, 3094 nucleotides. Lineage: Eukaryota; Metazoa; Platyhelminthes; Trematoda; Strigeidida; Schistosomatidae. The record is from the annotation of a GenBank genome assembly.
AUGCAGCGUCUAGAUGAUUCAGAAUUGUCAAAACCACCUUCAGAGGUGCUAGAAAUUAUUUGCAAACUGGGUAAAGGAUCGUACGGGAGUGUCUACAAAGCUCGGUACAAAGCUAAUGGCGGAAUAGUUGCAGUUAAAAAGGUUCCAGUUGAUAGCGAUCUAGCUGAUAUUGUGAAAGAGAUAUCCAUCAUGCAGCAAUGUGAUAGUCCAUUCAUUGUCAAAUGUUAUGGUAGCUUGUUUGAUAGUCAAGAUUUAUGGAUAUGUAUGGAAUAUUGUGGUGCUGGAUCAAUUGCUGAUAUUAUGCGAUUGAGAGGUAGACCGAUCCCGGGUGAAGAUCAAAUCGCUACAGUCCUGCAUUAUAGUCUAUGCGGUUUAGACUAUUUACAUCAGAUGAGAAAAAUUCAUCGGGAUAUCAAGGCGGGGAAUAUUCUGCUACUGAAUUCAGGUGCUGCAAAGUUAGCUGAUUUUGGUGUUGCUGGCCAGUUGUCUGAUACACUAGCCAAACGGAAUACAGUUAUUGGGACACCAUAUUGGAUGGCGCCCGAGGUUAUACAAGAAAUUGGUUACAACUGCUCAGCAGAUAUUUGGUCGUUAGGUAUCACUGCUAUAGAAAUGGCUGAUGGCAAGCCACCACUGGCUGACAUACAUCCCAUGCGUGCCUUGUUUAUGAUACCAAGUCAACCAGCUCCAGCUUUGCGUAAACCAAAUAAUUGGUCGUUAGAAUUUCGUUCAUUUGUGACAGCCUGCCUGGCGAAAUCACCUGAGUCGCGGCCAACAGCAGCUGCUUUGUUACAAACAGAAUUUAUACGAAAUGCAAAACCAUGUUCUAUAUUAUUACCAUUAAUUAAUGAGGCUAACGAAGCUCGUGAAAGACGUCUGUUACAGCAGCAGCAGCAACAACAACAGCAGCAGCAAAAUCAGCAUCAUCACCAGCACCAGCAACAACAACGAACAUCUUCGCCUGGUCAGCCGGGUUCGUCUUCACCUCAUACCAAUUCUUCAUCGUCACCUGACACACCGGUAGCUGAUGUGAAACGACGCCAUUCACUGGGGAAUAAAACUGAUGAUAAACAAAAUCAGCAGGUACAUCAACACGAUGAGACAGAGGAUAAUAAUAAUAGUAAUCUACGAACUAUGGUGCGUUCGAAUACUACACGGAAUUAUAAUAAAGAAACUGGCUUACACAUGGAUGGAGCGGCUACUCUAGUCUCAUUGAAUUCAAAUCAUGGAAGUGCCUACAGUGGUGAUGGGAAUGAUGGUAGUGGUAGCUUUAUACGCCAUCAUGACUACCAUAAAGACGAUGACGAAAUGAACUUGAAUGGUUCCUCUGGUAAUCUUGAUACAAUGGUUGUCAAUGAUGCUGCAGAAAGUGAAGAGGAUAGCGGUUCUGUUGUUGUCCAUGAUAUCAGUAGUUCCUCGGAUGGUGGAUAUGAUGACAAUGAGGGUGACGACGCCGAUGCCGAACGGGAUCAACGUGAAGCGUUCGCUUUACUGGACGCUGCUCUCCCGUCGGCGAUCACGACUACCGAGGGGACAUUGACGCGUAAAAUUGAUAGAGCUGUCAAAAUUGCGAAUCAUCAUAAUAAUAAUAUUGAAUUACAUGGGCAACAAGAUUCCGAAGUGAAUAAUGAUGUCAAUGGAAAUGUCGUAGGCCAACAACAUCACCACCGUCAGGUCGUUCCACAUCAACCGGGAGCCCAGCCUGCAGCACCAGCCCCUUUUAUUCAAAGACCAUUUGCACCAUUUUCACGAGCUAUCCAACAAAAUAAUCCUUACACAACAAAUGAUCCCUCGUCAGCUGCCGGUGGUUGUGGCGGUGGUGGUUUGAAUCGUCUCUCCUAUACAGAAUUAGAACAGUUGUUAAUCACUUUGACCAAUGACUUAGAAAUUGAAUUAAAAAAUCUAGCUGUUCGCUACCGGCAUAAACGUCAACCUCUGCUGGAUGCGAUAGCCGAGAAAACAGCGCAAGCUGGUUAUACCUCGUCUGUGCCAAGUAAAUCAACAAUACCAGUGAAUAAUGAAACAUAAUUUUUAUCCGAAUCCUCAAUUAUUCUCCCCUUCGCUUACAUUAUUAUUAUUGAUUUGGUUUUCUAAUGUGUAUACUGUUGGUAAUAUUAUCGACAUUAUUAUUUGUAUUUAUUCUUUGGAGUGUUUCUCAAACACCUUCUCGCUCAUAUCUCAAGUAUUAUUUUGCAUGUUCUCCGUGAAACCAUCGCCAGUUCACCGUGAAAACUUUGAAAUGCUUUUCCUGUCUAGUUUUUUGCCUAAGCUUCCUUUCCUUUUGUUUUCUACUAGACAGGUGCUUAGUGUCACACCCAUCGGCUAGUAAGGUAUAGGAGUGUGGCGAGCACAGGAAUCUAACCUCAGAUAGCUUCUGCAUAGGUAUAGAGUUUGGGGCUAUGCUAAUACCCCUCUUAUCUCUAUCGUAUAAAUCAGUAAUACCAGUUAGCAAUCAUUGAAGCGUAAAGAAGAAGGGGAAAAAGAAAGAGCGUUUGACUGUCUCUCUUUCUUUCUCUCCUCAUUUUUCCCCUUAAGUCUUCGGUAUCGUUAAAUGCCUCCAUACUUACUUUAUUCCUGUAUCUCUUAGAAUUGUUAGCAAUCCCAUGAUUGGUAUUCCAUUCUCCACAGAGUAUUACUCUUUCUGACUCUCACCCUUACUAAUAACUCAAAUGUGUAUUCCUUUUUCUCCAUCGAAGUGGAACAGCAUUUAGGGGUUCAAGGUGCCCACCAACCUUCUUUUCCCAGAUCCUUUUGGUACCAACCAACCUAACAGCAAGGUUAGGGAGGUUUUUUUGUAAAACUGAGUCGGCAAGGGGGAAGAUGCAGGGAGAAAUCAGUCGAACCCAACACACCCACCCAUCCCAACACGCUUGCUCCCGCAUGCGUAGGUGCCUAGGUAAAUCAUUAUAAUCAUUGAUACUGAUUUUCUUCUUUGCAUUUUUUGGUUUUUUUGAGGCGGGCAAAUCAUCUCUGUUGUUUUUAACUCCGUCUCAUCAUUUACAACAGAAAUUAAUAGUUUACACACUUCAAUUCACGGACAAUUCGUGUGUUUGUGUGAAUUUUUGCAUUUCAAUGUCAAACUUUUCUUUCUCCC